AUGUCCGACCAAUCAAGCAUGCCCCGCGCCCCGGCGCCAGUGCACACUGAGCAGCCCAAGUCGCAGGACGCCAUGGCCAUGAACGCUCAAGAGCCCCAAGGGUCGCAGGAAGACCGCUCCGCCGACGAUGCAGAGCUCACGCUGCGCGGCGGCGAGGCGUGUCCGGGACGGUUCUGCUUCAUCAUCCCGUGCCCGAUUCCCUGCAACUUCUGCGUCUUCCCCUGCCCCUGCUGA
Molecule: messenger RNA, 234 nt
Organism: Verticillium nonalfalfae
Lineage: Eukaryota; Fungi; Ascomycota; Sordariomycetes; Glomerellales; Plectosphaerellaceae
Exons: 2
Coding region: 1-234 (77 amino acids)
Source: RefSeq, a predicted model, not a curated record